AUGUUCCAACCUGCUUUGGUUGAGCAUGCAUUGCCUUCAUGGGACUGUUGGUUCAAGAAGCUGCGUAUCUUCAGCAAAAAGGAGAACUUCCAGGUUGCUCCAGAGAGUGCAGUCGUCUACUCGCCUCCCCCGCAGCAGCCGUCCUUUCUGCAGCAGUUGCAGCAUCAAUUUCUGUAUCAGCCCCUCCUUCAGCUCCCCGGUUUGCUGUCGCAGCCGCCGCAGCAGCAGCUGCCACAGCUACCCUCACUUCCGAAGCGAAGUUUCUGGGAGGUGCCUUCCUUUGACGCACAUUCAUCGCCGGUGCGCGGAGCACACUCAGAGGUUGCUCCAUCAUUGUCUCCACCGAAGCGGCCACCGAGGGCAGAGUCGGUCGACUCCUGGCAGCCUCCGCUGGCGCGCCGGGAGGCCUCGUUCUCUGAACCACCACGCCGGGAGCCGCGCCGAAGAUCCAGCGCGGCCCUCAUUGACAUCGAUGCGGAGUGGCGCGCAUGGGAGGCGAAGAUGAACAAGGCGCACCCGGUCUCAGAGAUGCAAGGCCGGGUUACGGUCGGGUCUGACACCGGCUCUGCGCCGCGGGAGGCAUCGAGAGCGCAGGUUCCGGCAGAGAAGCCGAACCAAGAAAAGUCAGGCCGGCCCCGAGCCUCGAGCAGCAAACUGGAGGAGGCUUCCACACCCCAGCCUCCUGCACCUGUCUGGUCUCCGCCAGCAGUCCCCCCUGCUCGGAGGUUCGAGGACCUGGGCGCCAUCAAUGCCUCGAGGCUCUUGGACGACCUUUACAAGGUGAAACGAUCCUGGAGUGACGAGCGUGAUGGGCUGCGGUCUCAAGCCGAAGCUUUGCGGCGCCAGGCCAUGAAGCUCCAGUCGGAAGAGAUUGUUCUGCCGUCGCCGCGGUCGCCAGUGCGUCUGGGAGGCCGGUCGCAAAGACUCCCGGAUGCUGCCCCCUCACAGCCUGCGACCAUGGGCUAUCGAAGGCAGCUGGCAGAGCCCUUGCCAGCACUGAUGCUGCCAGAGUUCAAAGCUUCCCUUCGCUGCCUGGAUGGAGGAGCCGCCACUCUCUUCUUGGCAGAUCCUGAGGAGGCAGCUGGCGCCUCUUAUGUGGAGGAGGCUCCCGCAGAGAGUUCCGGCAUGCCGUUGAAAACUGCGGCAGGCCGCUUGCCGAAGGGACUGUCCGUGGAUGAGCCGGUCCUGUCCGAGAAAUCCAGCCAAAAGGAUGCGAACCUCGGGGUGGGCUGCGAGGGCAGCGUUGGCAGUCAGCCCAAGGCGUCCGUUUCCGACAAGACAGUGGAGGAGACCGGCACAGCCAGGACUGAGGGGAAAUCCGAGCCAGCAGCUGCAAAGAAGGAGGAUGCCAAUCCUCCUGGUGGAGAGUGGGAGAACACGCUCAAGUCUCCGGGGCAGGCGGAGAGGGACUCCGACAUCAGUCAGCUCUUCACUUCGCUUCAGUACUCCGACAGCGACGGCAGCCGAAGUCAGGUUCCUGACAGUACGCAACGGCGGCCAAGCCAGGCCUCACUGGCCAAGGUCGUCGACCUCGGAGCAGAGCUUAAGUCGGAUCUCCAGCCCCGACCAGAGGACAGGCUUCCAGAUCCUGUCUCGCCUGGUCGAACCCAGGACUUCCUCAUCUCUGCUCUCUUGGCAGAAGACGGUACAGGUGCCACGGCUUCCGUGCCGGGGAAGCCACCACUGCCUCCAGGCACGGCCAGGCCUGCCAAGGCACCCGAAGCCAGCGUUCCGGCAGGCACCGGAAUGGAGGCUGUGCCGGAAGGCGAAGCCUUGAAGGCUGCUGGCUGA
Symbiodinium sp. CCMP2592 is the source of this 1791-nucleotide messenger RNA. The record is from the annotation of a GenBank genome assembly. Lineage: Eukaryota; Dinophyceae; Suessiales; Symbiodiniaceae.